AUGCAACAAUAUUUCAGGUGUCUGGAGGUAAAUAAGUACAGCGAAGGAGGAUUCGAUCUCAGCGAGGUGGAUGCGCAUGACUGGGUGCUUAGAGCUUUUAAGCCCUUGAUUCUUCCACUAAUAGCAUCCUCGGAUCCCUCCGUCGUCGAGAGACCAACUCUGGCUCAAUACCUAUCCCCCCAACAGUGCUUUGUCUGCACCCUCGCUGCCGUGGAUGAUGAGCUGCAGCCCAAGCAGCUUGACACCAAGGAACCUGGCUGGGUGCCUCCCCUCGUUAGGGUGAACAGCGACUUUCUAGCCGAGCUUGAUCGGUCGACUCGAUGCUUUGCUCCAUCUGGGGUUCAACUAUGCUACGAUCGGCCCGAAGAUACCUUGAUCAAACUCCCUAGGCGCGUCAUUAUAAAGGACCACGAUGGCCAGCAUGUCGACUGCUUCUACAGGAGUUUCAAAUACAUAUACCACCGGGCGCUCGCAAAGAAGCAAAUUAAUGUGCUGAAGAAAGUAAUCCAGGCCCAGAUACCCCCUUCUCCGGGGACAUACAUCUGCCGCCUGCACGGCGUCGUCAUGGAGGCCGAUCGCGUUGUAGGAAUGCUGUUCACCUGGAUUGACGACAAGGGUGUGCUUUCGGUGGCCAUGGCCGCCAAAAGCUCUCCUGAACUGAGACAACGCUGGGCGGCGCAGAAUAGUAGGUCACUAGGCACGCUGCAUAGCAAUGGCGUUAUAUGGGGCGUUGCUAGCGCAGAGAGCGUCUUGAUAGACGAGGAUGACAACGCUUGGAUCACAGAUUUUGAGGGCGGCUUGACAAUGUCGGGGGUUGGUUGGUACAAGCCCUGGACAGUGGAAGAGGAUAGGCAGGGUUUGGCGGAGAUCAUAGAUAUCCUUAAUUGA
Molecule: messenger RNA, 888 nt
Organism: Clonostachys byssicola
Lineage: Eukaryota; Fungi; Ascomycota; Sordariomycetes; Hypocreales; Bionectriaceae
Source: the annotation of a GenBank genome assembly